Maylandia zebra (zebra mbuna) is the source of this 2392-nucleotide messenger RNA. It is a transcript of the gene wdr25, whose product is annotated as WD repeat domain 25. NCBI's taxonomy places the organism in Eukaryota, Metazoa, Chordata, Actinopteri, Cichliformes, Cichlidae. The record is from RefSeq and is a predicted model, not a curated record. Gene Ontology annotation, molecular function: protein binding.
UUGUUUUGCGGGAUGCUGAACCUAAAGCAUGACUGUAUUCAUGCUCUGUGCCGGAAAAUGUGAUUAUUUCUGCAGAGUACAGAUUUUCAUGUGAAGAUGUCUUCAUUAGUGGACUAUGAAGAUUCAGAGUCAGAGGAUGACUCGCUGGAUCAGAGAGUAGAAGGAGCAACAGAUUCUGCUCAAACAGAAGAAAACCAAGACACUAAUAUUGUCAAGGUUAUACCUUACCCUGGAAGAUUUGUGUCUGACCAGACAGUGUGGGAAUAUCAACAAAAUAUGGCAGAAACAAGCAGGUCUUCACUCCAUCCUCACUCCCAGCCACAGAGCUUUACUAACUCGAAAAGAAGAUGUGGAGGUGCAGCAGAUUUUAGAAAUACUGAAACAUCUUUGAAUUUGCCUGAUAGUCAGAGGGAGAUGGCAUCCCCGCAGGCUCUUCCAUGCAUGCCACAAAGUUUAGGCAAUGCUGCAAACUUGGCAAAAAGACAGCAAACUGUCCCAUCUGGUGUCAGACCGUAUAUCCCUAAGAGGAAGAGACUUGCCACUUCAGAAGGAGUGGAGCUAAAGCACCCAGCAGAGCAAGUCCUAGGGAAUCAGGCCAGAGAAAGUCAGAUUCUCUCAGAUGUGUCAGCAAGACUGAAGCCAUAUCUUGCUCAAACGCCCAGCAUGACAGGGAUACCCAGGAGGCUUCUGAUGAGCCUGGGAGGCCACCAGGGCCCAGUCAACACAGUGCAGUGGUGUCCUUUGCCCCAUGUCAGCCAUCUGUUGCUGUCUGCCUCCAUAGACAAGACUUUCAAGGUGUGGGAUGCAGCAGAGAGCGGGCGAUGCCUCAGGGUUUACACCUGCCAUUCGGGAGCUGUGCGCAACGCCUGUUGGACCCCCUGCGGGCGACACUUUCUCACUGGCUCAUUUGACAACACGACUGUGAUCACUGAUGUGGAGACGGGGCAGCCAACAGUGAAAGUGGACAACGAGUUUAAGGUGAUGUGUGCGGCCGUGCAUCCCAGCAACCCGGAGGUUUUCCUGUGUGGAGGUUACAGUUCAGCAGUCAAGGCGUGGGACUCUCGCAGCUGCAAGGUGGUGAAAGUUUACCAAGCCGGCAUCCAGCAGACCUUGGACAUAGUCUUUCUGAGAGGCGGUGUGACUUUUAUAACAAGCUCUGACUGCGUGAGCAGAGACUCUGCAGACCGCACCCUCAUUGCCUGGGACUAUGAGACCACAGCCAAAGUCUCCAACCAAAUCUACCAUGAGCGUUACACGUGCCCGGGCCUGGCUCUCCACCCGCUGGAAGACUCCUUUGUUGCCCAGACCAAUGGGAACUACAUAGCAGUGUUCUCCUCCCAGCAGCCGUAUAGAAUGAACAAAAGGCGGCGGUUCGAAGGACACAAGGUGGAGGGAUAUGCAAUAAAGUGUGGCUUUUCUCUGGAUGGAACUAUCCUGGCCUCAGGGAGCUCCACUGGCUCCGCUCACUUCUAUGAUUAUCACACAGCUCAUAUGCUUCACACCCUCCGUGCCCAUAGCCAGCCCUGCCUUUGUGUGUCUCAGCAUCCCGUCUUACCUACGACUGUGGCUACUUGUGACUGGGGCGGUGAGAUCAAGGUCUGGCACUGACAACCAACUAUGAACAAAGAGAUUAUAAACUUAAAACGUAGCUGGUUGGCCAUGAGAUGGAAGACUGUAUUAAACAGAAACGUCAUGUGCACAUUUAUCUUCAAGACUAUAGCUUUCAUAAUCUCUUGGCAAAAGAUAAGAAGAACUUGGCAAAAAAUGCUGAAAGUCAGCAAAUCUACUAUCUACUGAUUCAUUUGGAAAACAUUUUUUUACACUGACUAUCUUGCAAAGCUUUCACAUCAUAAUAAAAAAACUAACUCGAUUUCAGUCGCUAUGGUGUCAUCUCACUUUAAGCGUUUUAUUCAUAUUUGUCCCAUCUGUUCACAUCCUGUAAUCUUGGUGGUUGAAAUGAAAACAGUUGAAGUUACACUGUAUGAGAUCAAAGGAAGCUUCUUUACAGUUAAGAGUUCAAAGAGUGAACUAUUGUUAUGGGUUUUAUCUAAAGUGGAAAAGUAGUCUAGCUGCACAUAUGCCCACAAAAACACCCCAGUGCUUUUAUAGUCCUGCCUUUCACCCCAAAUACAGCAGGGGAUUUCAUCAUCACCGUAGUCUUUAAGGUUUUGUCAAAAUAAAAAUAAAAACAUCUCUCCGGGUGGUUUUUAAUCAGAAGUGUUUUUCAUUCCACAUUCUGCAUACACAUCACUUUUCUUAUUCCCUUUUCUUCUCUCUGGCUCUGAUAUGACAUUUCCUUUCACACUGCAUCAAAGAAAGACAACCAGAGAACUAAAAAAAUAUGCCAUCAUCUGUCAAAGCAUUGCCAAGUUCUCCCAGAGUCCUGCCAGUC